Messenger RNA from Sycon ciliatum, 2752 nucleotides. Its product is annotated as transcription factor SOX-9-like. NCBI's taxonomy places the organism in Eukaryota, Metazoa, Porifera, Calcarea, Leucosolenida, Sycettidae. The record is from RefSeq and is a predicted model, not a curated record. Bases 198 to 2339 code for a protein of 713 amino acids. The transcript has a single exon.
CAAUUCCUUAUCGCAGUCUCCCUCUCGUGAGGAGGAGAGCUGUGAGUCUUGUCCUGUCUAUUCAUCAAUGUCGAUGAAAUUAGAGCUUCGAAAGGUGCAAGAAGAAGGGACGAAGUUGUUUUGCUACUUUGGGUUCGCGUCUGCAUGUCAGUUUGCAGCGACAAAGCUGCCAACGCCUGUUGAAGCUUGCUUUCAAAAUGACCAGCGCCCUGUCAAUGUUGCGAGACGGUGUCGGAAAGCUGGAAACUUUGUCGGACCUGUGCGCUUUGGCUCAACAAGGCAAUGCGCUCGACGGGGGAAAGCGUUCACAGGUCCUGGAAGAGGCCAUGCUGGCAUCGCGACCAGUGGUCACUCAUCAGCACCAGGCGCAUCAUGAUAUCAGGCUGACGAACAAUACGUAUGGCAACGAGGAGCAGUUGGCUUCUAGGAGCGCGUCGCUUGUGAAUGAGCUCACCAGCUGUUUGGAGCAGCCGCAUGGACAACAUCAGCAACAGCAGUCGGAAGAACGCAGAACAUUCAUCACCAUGCCGGUGGAGAACAGGGGCCUGAGCUCCCCCACAAACAACUGUAGCAGCACCAUUGCAAGGAGCAAUUGUGCUACAAAAACUGCCAGCAGUAGCAUUGUCCGAAGCAAGAAGGCGGAUCAGCCGCAGCGAAUCAAGCGCCCCAUGAAUCCCUUCAUGAUCUGGGCCAAAGGUGAGAGGUCGAUAAUUCUCAAUCGCAAUCCCACUAUGCAUAACUCAGAUGUGAGUAGGCAGCUUGGUCGGAAUUGGCGGUCUAUGAGUGAUGAAGAAAAACAACCUUUUAUCCGGGCCGCGGAGCAGUUGGCCGAGGAACAUCGGCGCAAACAUCCCGACUACAAAUAUCGGCCACGCAAGAAGGAUCCAAAUGUCCAACGAGUGCGUGGACGGAGGCUGGACAGUGAUGCCUUGAACCGGGUGACCAAGGCACUCACUCAGCAAGAGAUAAAUGAAUGCGUUAGCGGCUGCAUUUCGCCGCUCAUGAAGCGUGCACCCCGUCCAUCCAGCAUGAAGCUCAGCAGCACAACGUUACCUUUCGAGUAUGCCUUCCAGCCAUCGGUCGACACAGCUGCAGAGCAACUUGAGAAAGCGGCCAUGAUUGCCAGUGCUCCAGUAACCCCGGUUAUGAGGGAGAGUCCAGAGAUGAUCGAACAGCAUCGCCAGCAGCGGCAUUAUUCGCCCUACGAACAACCUCCCAGUUGCUCGUACAGAACUGGUGCUAGUGAAAGAGGUUGGUAUUCCUGCCCACCAAGCCCCUCGUCCUACUCUGAGAAACCGUACUCGACCAUGCGGCCUGCCGUAGAUCGCCAGCACCAGCAGCAGCAAAGAUCAUUGGAAACUACACCAAUGGCCGACACACCCUUGACUGAAGGCUUCAACAGUCCUCCACCACUAGUCAACUGCAGUCAGUACCAACCAGCGACCCCUAGUGGCAACUGUCCGCCUCCGCUGCGCAACAGAACUAUUGACCGGAGCAAUAGCAAUGCUCCAUUGCAUCAGCAGCAGCAGCAGAAUCAACACACCCACGAUCAUGUAUCAACCGGUGCCUACCAUGAGCAGCCAGGUCCACCUCCUAUGCUGAGCCACGGUCAUUUACAGCACGAGCCACAGCAACCGCCGCCAGCAUCAGUGUGUGCUGAAGAACAGUCAUACCAGUACACAAUGCUGGGCCAUGUACAGCAGAACGGCGACCCGUAUCACAAUCAGAUGUGCGAUCACUCCUUGCACGGAAGUCGCGUUGCCAGUCAGCAAUCCAGUCCGGUGCAGGAGUACGCAGUGACGGCACAACACUCACCACCACACCUUGCCGACCACACACCACGGCACAUCUCCCCACCCUGUAGCGACACGCGCAGUUACACAUCGUCCACCCAAUCGCUGACUCCUGAUCAGUUUGAGCACAUGGCACCAUCCGCUCCGAGCAGCCGACGUUCGUCUCAAGUAUCCAAUAUCGCACAGAAGUUACUAACUGUGAUGGUGAAGAGAACUGAUGAGAAUAGCACACCGGAUGGGAACGGACCGUACUUAUCCCCCGUGACCGAGCAGAAGUACGUUCCACCCACACAGCAACAGCAACCACCACCACCGCCGCCGCCUCUGAACCUUCACGCUGAGACUGCUGGUCAUUGCCAAAACCCAGCCAUGGCCACAACCUCAAACUCCUACUAUCAUCAUCACUCGGCUAAAAUGCACUCGCCGAUGAGUACAUAUGAUGGACACGAUCAGCGACCGGAUCCCUACAACGACUGGCCGGCCCAUGCUGCAGUAAUACCGCAAACCCACCAGGGCCAUCACAUGCAAUUUCACUAUCCGACCUGAGCUUUAUUGAAUCUUACUUUCAAUUCUGACUACUCGUUUUAGCAGGAUGCCUCACUAGCAGACACGACUGCAUGGCACGUUCCGAGUAUAGUUUUUAGAUAGAGUACACUGUAGACACCUGCAAAAAUACUUGUCAGUCCAGCUUGAUUCGUUUAACAGUUUACAUAGAAAAUGUUCAACUACUGCACAUACAUUAUAGUGCAUAGCGUUCACUGUUUUCCGUUUUUGAUUUAUUAUUAUUACUCCGGCAUCUGGCUCUAUAACGUCACUUCCUUUACAUUGAUCUUCUCAAGGUUUUGUUACACCUUUGUCGGCUUUCACACUUUGAAUUCUUGAUCUCUUUCUUGCAGCUUGACUUGUCCACCGAUCAACACUGACAGUCCUUAUGCGUACAAUUCUUUUAUCCAAACCCA